This is a messenger RNA of Aspergillus udagawae, 810 nucleotides long. RefSeq lists its product as uncharacterized. The record is from RefSeq and is a predicted model, not a curated record. NCBI's taxonomy places the organism in Eukaryota, Fungi, Ascomycota, Eurotiomycetes, Eurotiales, Aspergillaceae. The transcript has a single exon. The coding region runs from base 1 to 810 and encodes 269 amino acids.
AUGCUGGACGAAGAAGGGCUCGAGGCGGAUAGCACCGAGGAGAAGCUCAAGGAAGGCGCCGCGGGAUUGAAGGACGGACUGGCACUUGACAAGGCUGAGGUGGUGGCCACCAGCACCAGGGAAGAACUUGGGGAUGUCACAGCAGGGACAGAGGAAGCCCGGGAUGUGGGUGGAAGGCUAGCGGACAACUCGGGUGACGAGGACGGCGCUGCUGGCCCAGGACUGAAAGAACUCGGUGCGGCGCUGCUCGAUGGUGAAACAGACGACGAUGGAGUUGAAGUCGGAACCGAGACCGGGAUAAUAGAAAAUGACACAGGAGAUGAGCUUCCAGGUGAAGGCAAGGGGAUCGCAGAACGCGACGGGAUGACCGCGGAGGACGUGAUCAGAGCAGCCGACGAGGACGGAGAAAGCACAGGAGAAGAGACCACAGGAGAGGAGACCACAGAAGAAGAGACCACAGAAGAAGAGACCACAGAAGAAGAGACCACAGAAGAAGAGACCACAGGCACAGAAAUGAUCGGGGACGCUGGCACGCUGCCCGUGGGUGAGGUUGAAGGUGUUGCACUUGGAGUCUGCACUGGUACGGACGGUGAAGCCACCACUAUGCUGGACAGAAUCGCCGAGGAGGAUGAAGGAAUGGCCUCACUCGAGGGCGACGCCGAGAUCACCGCACUGCUGGAAGGAGUUGGGGUAAAGACCGGCGUCGAGCUGGGCGUGAGAGUGACUGUCGAGCUGACGGUCACAGUCGAGCAGAUCUCCUGCGCAGGACCCAGGAGCUUGGCGUUGUCAAACUCGACAGACGUAUGGUAG